Tupaia belangeri chinensis (Chinese tree shrew) is the source of this 1272-nucleotide messenger RNA. It is a transcript of the gene SPAAR, whose product is annotated as small regulatory polypeptide of amino acid response. Bases 577 to 804 code for a protein of 75 amino acids. Lineage: Eukaryota; Metazoa; Chordata; Mammalia; Scandentia; Tupaiidae. The transcript has 2 exons. The record is from RefSeq and is a predicted model, not a curated record.
UGUGCGGGUCCUGGGCCCUCACUCACAAUUGGAGGAAGGGAUUCAGGAAGUGCUCACAGCUGCUUGGACAUCUCGGAGCUAAGUCCCAAGUAGGACCAAGGCUGCGGCACCCAGGGAGGAGCGUCAUGGCCCUGGGGAGGCCAUGAGGCCAGGAAGCUGCAGCGCCAGGAACAGCCAAGGCUGGUCCCAGGGAGCCCAGGGCGUCAUUAGAGGGUCCGAGCUGGCCAGGAUCUCUCCGAGCAGCGUCUUCUGUCCCCUCCUCCUCCUUACUCUCUCUGUGUCCGGAGAGUCUUGUACUCCCAUCUUCCAAGACGGCGUUUCUUCCAGAAGCUGCCAGUGAAAUUGACCACAGCUCUUGGAAGCCCAGCCAAGACUUGUGAAAGAGAUCAACUGAGGUCUGAGUGGUAGAGCCACAUGGGGGCGCCCGAUGGCCUAGGGCAGGCACGACCUGGGGCCUCAGGCCCACAUCUUCUUAGACCGGCACCUGAGAUUCUCAAGAACCUCAUGUUUCUGACGGGGAGCUGAAGCUCUGAGACGACCCAAGCUUGCUCUGCGGCUCAGGUGCUGCAUGGAGCCAUGGAAACGGCAGUGAUUGGGGUGGUGGCUGUGCUGUUCGUGGCCACUGUGGCCAUCACCUGCAUCCUCUGCUGCUUCAGUUGUGAUUCAAGGACCCAGGACCCUCAGGGGGGCCCUGGCCGCAGCUUCACAGUGGCCACGUUUCACCAGGAGGCCUCCCUCUUCACUGGGCCCAGUCGCCAUGCCCACUCGAUGCCGAGUGCCCGGGAAUUCUGGACCUUCAUGUGAGGCCUAAGUCCCUCCGGAUUUGUCUGCUGGUGGGUCAAUUUCACUCAUCUCCCAGCAAGCCCUCCCUGGUGUCUCACUCAUCUGGGACCUGCAUCCCUGUCUGUCCCUUCCGUGUUCUGCAGACUCCUCAUCUGCCAUCCCAGCUUGCUGCACACUCCCGCCUGGGGGAUCGGUGUUGAGACUAGGUGGGAGUUAGUGCUGAGCUCGGAGAACUCAGUUGUCCCUACCCACACGAUGGGGCCCAGGAAGGAUCUGAGGGGUGAGCGAACAGACAUAGAAUCCAGUUGGAUGGUGGGUCAGCUCUGCUCAUCUACGCCAGCCACUGAACGAUCUCGGAAAUGUACUGCCAGCCAGGUACUGUGAAAGUGGGCCUAUAGCCACCAGGAGAAGUGGCGCCCCCACGUGGACUUUUUUUUAAGAAACACUUUUUUUUUUAGAGAGAUUUUCGCUAUAGGACACGUGCCCUCG